UGCACUCAGUAGUGAUUGUCGCGUGUGUGUGAGGGGGUCGUGUACGCUGUCUAACGGGGCUGUCAAAUGGAUAUUGUUGCUUCGCAACUUAAUUCUUCACCGCAUUGACUGAGGCUGAAAAAGAAAUGAGAAUGGGGUCUCGGAUCAAGGACAAGCCUAAGAAGAUCUUUGAGGCUUACCUAGAGGUUAAAUAUUCUGAGAGAAAAGGGCCAGAGGUGUGUUGGUUUUUUCCUUUGGACUAUACUGACCAGGAAACAUUGCAGACAGUGCCUAAGUUUUGUUUCCCUUUUAGUAUGGACAGUCUGGCAGUGAAACAAGUGGGGCAAAACUUCACAUUUGUCUUGACUGAUAUUGAAAGUAAGCAGCGUUUUGGUUUCUGCCAGCUAUCAGAUGUAUCUCUGAGUUGCUACUGCUUCCUCAGUUAUCUGCCAUGGUUUGAAGUGUUCUACAAAUUGCUGGAUAUGCUGGCUAACUACAGUAAUAAAGGACAAGAGAAUUUAAAGAAGGAGAUGUUGGAAUCACUACAUGCAUUACCUAUUCCUGAACCUGGAAUGCCUGUAUACCUGAAUAUGAAUGCCUGUUUCAAUGUGCCUGAUUUGCGAGAGUUGCCAACCAUCCCUGAAAAUACAAACCUGACAGAGUAUUUUGUAUCAGUCGAUGUAAACAACAUGCUCCAUUUGUAUGCAAGCAUGCUGUAUGAACGAAGAGUCCUAAUCAGCUCUAGCAAUCUGAGCACUUUAACAGCAUGUGUUCAUGGUGCGGCUGCCAUGUUGUAUCCAAUGUACUGGCAGCAUGUUUACAUUCCAGUGCUGCCACAGCAUCUCCUAGACUACUGCUGUGCUCCUAUGCCAUACCUGAUAGGAGUCCACUCCAGUCUGAUGGAGAAGGUGAGGGUAAUGGCUCUGGAUGAUGUUGUAAUUAUAAAUGUGGAUACCAACACACUAGAGAGUCCAUUUGAUGAUCUACAGAACCUCCCUAAUGAUGUGGUGUCUGCUCUAAAGAAUCGUCUGAAAAAAGGUUCCUCUACAACGGGUGAUGGGGCAGCGCGAGCUUUUUUAAAAUCACAGGCAGCUUUAUUUGGCAGCUACAGGAGCGCUCUACGUAUAGAACCGGACGAACCAAUUACAUUCAAUGAAGAUGCAUUUAUAACACACAGAUCCAAUACAAUGAGACAGUUUCUCCAAAAUGCAACACAGCUUCAACUGUUCAAACAAUUUAUAGAUGGACGUUUGGAACUGCUGAACUCUGGUGAAGGCUUCAAUGAUGUGUUUGAGGAGGAAAUUAAUAUGGGAGAAUAUGCUGGUAGUGAUAAAGUAUACCAUCAGUGGCUUCUGACAUUUAAGAAAGGUGGCGGGGCCAUCUUUAACACUGUGAAGACAAAAGCAAAUCCUGCUAUGAAAACUGUCUACAAGUUUGCAAAGGACCAUGCCAAAAUGGGCAUCAAAGAAGUGAGGAGUCGUCUUAAGCAAAAGGAGAUGACUGAGAACAGCCAGUCCACCAGCAGAGAUAAACCUACCUCCACCCAUUCAGUGUCUACACAAAGAAAGGAUGCACAUGUCUGGGAACAGAGACGACCAGUUACAGUGCACUUUGGACAGUCUUUCCAUCCAUGGCCGCUAACAGUAAAGAGACCACACAGCAACCUGGAACUCGAAGGCAGUCAUGAACACUUUAUGCGCCCUUCACGUCACUACACUGUGUUUCUAUGUGAGGACUCCUCUGGUGAUGAACUGUCACAGGACGAUGACUUCAUCUCUGCUUUUCCUGAUCACUUCCUUGUCUCCACACCCUUUGAAUGGUCUCAAUCUUACCAAUCUCUAAAGGACACAGAACUUGAGGAAAAGAAGGAGGAAGUUGGGAGUGUGUGUUUCCAGAAUAACACAGCCAUGCAUGGGCCAAUACAUACUAAGUUAUCCGAGCUGAGUCUUUUAGAUGACUCCUUCAGCAGCCAGCAGGAGAAGCCAACAUAUGCCUUACAUACUAUAAACAGCACACACACAGUGUUUGACUCAGGACAGAGCCUAGAGGAGCUAAGUUCGGUCUGCAAGCCAAUUGAACAGCAUGGCAACUUUCGCUAUCAGCACAUGGAGCUACCUGAUGAUGAAAAUAUUCAGACUUUUCUGGACCUGAAGCACACCAGUCACAACAACCAUUGGAGCCAGACGUUACCAGACAGUGUAGCCUUUUCCAGCCAAGACUCGUCUUCCUUUAAUAUGCCAUUGUCUGUAUUACCACGGGAACCCUCCACUCCCAGCAAGGAAAAAGCUUUUCCUGGAACAGACAUGAUUGGGGAAAGGAGUAUAACAAUUCCUCGGCCACAAGCACAGAAAAAAAUACCAGAACCAGGAGCUGUGCUUUCUCCAACAGUAACUUUGCUGCAAGGCUUGAGACAGCAUGAAAAAGAGCUGGCAGAAAGUGUAAAAGGGCAAGUGCUUCACCAGACAGACACUACAUCCCCCCUAACACAGUCUCAGCCACCCAGCAAAGUUUCAGGGUCUGACCUGCUUCACCUGCUAGAUCCUCUAAAUGGAAGCGAACAGCCCUCUGAACCAUCACUUCCCCCACGGUCUUCUUUGACUCCAUUUCAAGGGCAGCCCCCUUUUAAUCCCUUCACACAGGUCCCUCAAUACAUUUUCCAAAAAUACUAUAACCCCAUGCCUCAGGGCCACCAUGACAAUGCCUUUAGCACUGCCUACUUGUCACCACAAACUACUGCCUAUUUCCAUACCUCACCUGUAUUGAUGUUUAGUCAGGCUUCCUCUAUGAGUGGAGCCAAAAUGAAUGGGGUAUUUCCAACUGACAGAGCCUCACCAGCCUCCAGCAGUAGCACCUCUCUUUAUAGUCUGAUUGACUCUCCAACCCCAUCCUGUCUAUCCCAGGCUCUACCACCCACCCACCUGGCAGACAGACCUACUGACCCCUUCAGUGACCUUCUCACCAUGGAAUCAUCCACGGUUUUAACCACACAAACAAAAAGGAAAAUGGAAGACUUGCAUAGAAAAUGGGAGACUUUUGACUAAUCUACCUGACAUGAAUCCUAGCUACUAGAUCUAUGGUAUUUAAACAGACAAUGUAUAUCUCAGCCUGGUUAUACUUACAGUAGAGGUUAAGCUAGCACAGUUAGGCAGGAACCAGGUGUUUGACUUUAUCAGCCACAUCUUCCAGCCAGUAUCCCAAUGAUGUUACUUGUUAAUGUUUGGGUUUUUUUGUUUGUUUAUUUGGCUUCUGAACAAUGCCACAAACGUUUAUAAAUCAACACUAGUUUUUAAUGAUUGCAUGAAUAGUUAUUUGAAACAAGUGAUUACACACUAUAGAUUAAACAGCUAAAACACAAAACAUGACUCCAAUAUGUUCACCCCUAAACACUGUUUAUUAAUGAUUUUCUGUUCAAAAUGUUCAUUUCAUUCUUCCUAUUUGACAUUCACUAUUUUUAAAUCCCUGCUUUUCUUUUGGACAAAGCUAUAUAAUGCUCUAAUAUCUCUCCCCUAACCCUAAUGCAUUGCUGUUAAUUUAUUAGAGAUCAUCUGAAUGCAAGUGCAAAUGUUCAAGAGAGCAGAGUGCAAAUUAGACCAGAUUAGACUUGGUUAGUCAUUAUAGUCCCUGUCACAUAUAAUAAUAAAUAUUACAGGGCCAUAUUCAGACUUAGUAACUUGAAUCAGCUAAUGUCAAUAUUUAUGGACAUGGUUACAUGCUUGUGUGCAGGAUGUAGGUUAUUUUGCUAGUCUAUUUUGUGUUGUUGAUUAAUAAAAUAUUACCAAUAA
Silurus meridionalis is the source of this 3761-nucleotide messenger RNA. It is a transcript of the gene dennd1a, whose product is annotated as DENN/MADD domain containing 1A. Gene Ontology annotation, biological process: endocytosis; endocytic recycling. The record is from RefSeq and is a predicted model, not a curated record. The transcript is spliced from 23 exons. Gene Ontology annotation, molecular function: phosphatidylinositol phosphate binding; guanyl-nucleotide exchange factor activity. Gene Ontology annotation, cellular component: cytosol; clathrin-coated vesicle. Bases 126 to 3020 code for a protein of 964 amino acids. Lineage: Eukaryota; Metazoa; Chordata; Actinopteri; Siluriformes; Siluridae.